Messenger RNA from Anoplopoma fimbria (sablefish), 1321 nucleotides. RefSeq names its product galectin-related protein-like. Lineage: Eukaryota; Metazoa; Chordata; Actinopteri; Perciformes; Anoplopomatidae. The transcript is spliced from 6 exons. The record is from RefSeq and is a predicted model, not a curated record. The coding region runs from base 121 to 651 and encodes 176 amino acids. Gene Ontology annotation, molecular function: carbohydrate binding.
AGGAAAGUGGCGUCAAGACAAGGUUUCUGUAAAUCCCAUUGAAAACGAACAAAUCAGAACCAAAGACAGAGAAGUUGUCGGUGAAGCUUUGUUCCUCAGCUGAAGACUCGUGAGAUCAACAUGGCCGAAACACACAGAGUGACAGCACCAGGCAGGAAGAAAUGGGUUGUUCCACAGAGAAGUGAUGAAAACAAACCGAGUGUUCGUCCUCCUGACAGAAAGGCUGAGAGAAAUCUGGCGGUUCCUUUCAGAGGCCACAUCACAGAUGGGAUGCGUCCGGGGAAGAAGGUUGUAGUGGUCGGUGUUGUGGACUCGUGUCCUGACAGGUUCUACAUCGCCCUGACGUGUGGUCAUGGAUCCGGGGAGCCUCCUCCCGAUGUGGCUCUGGAGCUCUGUGUUCGCUUCAGGGACCGGCAAGUCCUACGAAGGGCCUGUGUGAGAGGAUCCUGGGGGGACGCCGACAGGGCCGUGCCUUUCUUCCCCUUCAUCAGGGAGCAGCCCUUCAAGAUUGAGAUUCACUGUGAACACAGUCGGUUUCGUGUGUUUGUGGACGGACAGAAGCUGUUUGACUUCCAGCACAGACUGACGUCGCUCGGUGACAUCGACACGUUGUGGAUCAAAGGAGGCGUCACCGUCACCAAACUGGCCUGAAGAGAAGGACAGUUAAAGUCCACUUUUCAAAGACAUGGAUCUCAAACUGCUCGUGUCACGACUUGCACGGACAAACUCUGUAUUCACUCUGGACAUUUUGGUUCCAGAUGCUCAAUAUGGAGAGAAAUUUGUCUCAAUAUUGGGGACAAAUAUAAGUGUUUAUGUUCUACUUAUGGAAAGUUGAAGCUGUGUGGGAACAACUGCCAAAAUCCACCCACAAAGUUCCCAGAACAUUUAUAAAAAUCCUAUUUUGGAAUGUGAAUGCCCUUCAUUGUUUUGUUGAUGAUUGAUUUAUCUUACUGUCAUCAGAGGCACAGACUUUCUAAAUAGAUUUUUAUGCGGACAGAUGUUCAGCCCACGUCCUGCAUCUGUAAAUAUCAUCUAACAGCAUAGACUCUGAUUAACUGAAGGCAGCUGAUUCUGUGGGUGGAACUGUUUUUAUAUUUUGUUCUAUGAAUUGUCUUUUUAAAUCACUUUGUGUAAUAGUAAACAAAGCCUGAAAAGGACACUGAGGCCUCUGUGAUCUGUAUGUGAUGACUACCUCAAACCACAUGAUGUGAUGUCCUGCUGCCAUCCAUAUUAAAAGUACAUGAACAUCUGUAUGAGAAAUACAUCAUUCUUUCUAUAUCCAGUGUAUGUUUUCAAAAUAAAGCGUAUUAUAUCUCAGUGA